UCCGCGUCGCGUUUCUAUUGGCUCGUGCGUGGAUUAAUUGGCCCACGCGUCGCGGCCAGCUGUUGACUAUUUAGACGGCGACGUCGCGUGCGCUCGGCGGCCUGCUGCAAACACAGGGAGGAUGAACGCUGCCAGUAACGCGUCGAUCUGCUGGAAUUUCAUAAAUGGCUCUUGCAGAUUUGGUGCCUGUUGCAUCUAUCGACAUGAAUAUCCAGUUGCACCAUCAGCAUUAAUCUGUAGGUACUUCCAGAAAGGCGGAUGCUGGUACGGUGAACGCUGCAGGUUCCUUCAUGUCCUUCAGCCAGUGGCUGAUGCAGAUGUUGCAGGUAGAAGAAGAUCAGUGCCUGUUGUCUCCUCCUCAUCCUCCUCCUCCUCCUCCUCGUCGGGUCGUGUCUGGCCUGACAGAAGAGGUUCUGCACCUGCUCUUCCUCAGACCAACCUAAUGCCCAGAGGGGUGUGUGGCCCACAGUCACAUUCAGGGGUUAAUGUCUCUGAUCCGACUCUGGCAGCAGAUACUGUGGCACAAACUCAAGAUACUGACUCUCCAUUAACCGCCUCUGUGGAAUCGACCCAGAGCUCCGAGGCUCAGGCAGCUGCCUGCGACGAGCAGGAAACCGCGGCUGGGGCCGCAGAGAGUGGAGCGGCCGCGGCCGCCUCCGGCAGCCGGGCCCCGACGAAGGAAAUGGAGGCGUUCCUCCAGAGCAAAGACGUGACCUGCGGCAUCUGCAUGGAAAAGGUGUACGAGAAGGCGGACCCAAGAAGGCACGUGUUUGGAAUCCUGCCGAACUGCAGCCACUCGUUCUGUCUGCUGUGCAUCAUGACCUGGAGGAAAACCAGGGACCUGGGGCCAGACGUGGUGAAGACCUGCCCACAGUGCAGAGUGAAGUCUGCCUUUUAUGUGCCCAACAAAUACUGGGUAGAAGGAAAAGCAAAGGAGCGCGUGGUGGCUGCCUUCAAGGAGAAGUGCAGUAAGAAAAGCUGCACCCACUACACGCGGCACAGAUGGUGUCCCUUUAAAUCCGACUGCCUCUAUCGCCACAAUGGACCUGCACGCCCCCCUUCGUUUCUGUAUCGGAUGGACGACUCGGACGACUCUGACGACUACGACGGCGUUGACCUCCUUAACUUUUUCAUUGCCAUGACGCUUCUCGGCGGCAGCGAAGAUGACGACGAUGACUUUGAGCUCCCCUUUUACCUGACAGAGGAAUAUGGUUUAUGAGCUUCGCUUCUUUUUUUUUUUUUUUUUUUUUUUUUGUCGAUGCCUGAAACCAGUGAAUGGCGCCUCUAUCAGUUUGCCUCAGGGAAGCGUGGCUUUAGUUUGACCUUCUGAUCUCUAUCAGCAGGCCUCUCAACCAUCACAGUACCAACCGUGUUCAGAUUGAGUUGAACUGCAGCUGGUAAUUUUAUGAAUUAGUUCUGAAGUGCCUCCUGCAACAACAGAGGGCCCUUCCAGUCACAGAGCUGCCGCUCAGCUCGUUGUGGACCGUCCCAGUCCACAAUUGACCCGAUCAGAAGCUGCAAGAUGCCACUUGACUUUGCCCCCCCCCCCUUUUUUUUUUUUUUCUUUCUAUUGUCUGACAUCUUGUGACAUUUGUUUGGGUUAUUGGCUUUAGAUGCGGCAGAGCUCAUGACUCGGCAGCAGCCUUUGACUUUCACGCCCUGUUCUACAGACUGAAGUUCAUGUCAUCAUGCUGUGAUGGAUUGUACCCUGACUAGAAAUUCAAUAUUUGUCCUAACAAUUUUGUGGUUAAUCCAUGGCCUCCCAACUGAUGGUUUAUUACCCUUCUGUGGCCAUAGUGCUUCAAAUGUGUUAACUUCCUGUUAACCCUUUUUGAGCAUUUUAAAUUGUUGUGUGGAUUGUAAUUUUUAAUUGUCUGGGGAGGGAAAAAAGUGCUGUACCCCUUCCAAAUAUUUACUGAUGAAAUUCCUCCCUCAAGUGGUAUGAAGAACUUUUGCCAAGAAAAAAAACAUGAUUUUAUUUCUUUUAAACAAGUUGUACUUGUACACAGAAAAUAAAACAUUGCUUCACUGAA
Betta splendens (Siamese fighting fish) is the source of this 2033-nucleotide messenger RNA. RefSeq names its product makorin, ring finger protein, 4 (gene mkrn4). The coding region runs from base 122 to 1219 and encodes 365 amino acids. Gene Ontology annotation, molecular function: metal ion binding; ubiquitin protein ligase activity. NCBI's taxonomy places the organism in Eukaryota, Metazoa, Chordata, Actinopteri, Anabantiformes, Osphronemidae. The transcript has 8 exons. The record is from RefSeq and is a predicted model, not a curated record. Gene Ontology annotation, biological process: protein polyubiquitination.